Lactuca sativa (garden lettuce) is the source of this 1429-nucleotide messenger RNA. It is a transcript of the gene MMDH1, whose product is annotated as Lactate/malate dehydrogenase family protein. Gene Ontology annotation, biological process: malate metabolic process; tricarboxylic acid cycle. NCBI's taxonomy places the organism in Eukaryota, Viridiplantae, Streptophyta, Magnoliopsida, Asterales, Asteraceae. Gene Ontology annotation, cellular component: mitochondrion; cytoplasm. The record is from RefSeq and is a predicted model, not a curated record. Gene Ontology annotation, molecular function: L-malate dehydrogenase (NAD+) activity.
CAUUUUCUCUAUAUCAUACUCCGUCUUCAAGCGCUUUCUCUCUAUACUUUCUCUCUCUAGAAAGCGGCAAGCAGAGAAAAACAAUGAGGACGGCUAUGUUGAGAUCGAUCCGUGCUUCCCUUCAGAAAUCUUCUUCAUCUGCUUUACUCCACCGGAGUUACUCAUCGGAGUCUGCUCCUGCACGUAAAGUCGCUGUCUUGGGAGCCGCCGGUGGUAUCGGACAGCCGCUUGCACUUCUCAUGAAAUUAAACCCUCUCGUAUCUAGCCUCUCCCUAUACGAUAUCGCCGGUACUCCCGGUGUCGCCGCUGAUGUCAGCCACAUCAACACCAGAUCUGAGGUCGUUGGUUACAUGGGUGACGAAAAUUUGGGAAAGGCAUUAGAAGGAGCUGAUGUUGUCAUUAUUCCAGCUGGUGUACCAAGGAAGCCAGGUAUGACCCGUGAUGAUCUUUUCAACAUCAAUGCUGGCAUUGUUAAAGCUCUGUGCGAAGGUAUCGCCAAGUAUUGUCCCCAUGCAUUGGUUAACAUAAUCAGCAACCCUGUGAACUCCACUGUACCCAUUGCUUCUGAAGUCUUCAAGAAAGCAGGAACCUAUGAUGAAAAAAAGCUUUUUGGUGUUACAACACUUGAUGUUGUCAGGGCAAAAACUUUCUAUGCUGGAAAGGCUAAAGUCCCAGUUGCUGGAGUCAAUGUGCCUGUUGUUGGCGGACAUGCUGGUGUUACCAUUCUACCCUUGUUCUCUCAGGCUACACCACAAGCAAAUAGUUUAUCGCAUGAAGAGAUAGUUGCUCUAACUAAAAGAACUCAAGAUGGUGGAACUGAGGUUGUGGAGGCUAAAGCUGGAAAGGGUUCAGCCACACUUUCAAUGGCUUAUGCUGGAGCAAUAUUUGCUGAUGCUUGUUUGAAAGGUCUUAAUGGGGUUCCAGAUGUUAUUGAAUGUUCAUUUGUGCAAUCAAGUGUAACUGAACUACCAUUCUUUGCAUCAAAGGUGAGACUUGGGAAGAAUGGUGUAGAGGAAGUUUUUGGGCUUGGGUCACUAUCAGACUUUGAGAAGCAAGGUUUGGAAGCUCUUUUGCCAGAGUUGAAGUCAUCCAUUGAAAAGGGAAUCAAGUUUGCUAACCAGAGUUAAGUAACUCGGGUGUUUGCAUAUUUCACUAUUUAAAAAAAUUGUCAACAGUUUUGGACAUUUGGUUGAUGUGAAGUGAACUUUUGUUGUACCCUUUUGCUGAGAGUGUUAUUCAGGAGGCACUAGGCUUACUACUUACCUGCCAAAUAAAAAGGGAAAGGCAGAUGUCUUUACCUUGCCCAUAUAAUACCGAAAAAGAAUGUUAGAUUGUUUUUUAUUUUUAUCUUAUUCUAUUGGACUUUGAAUUGUUGUUUAAUAACUAUUUUGAGUUAGUGAUCAAAAGGAACUACUCUAUAUAUGCUUAA